This is a messenger RNA of Penicillium argentinense, 1212 nucleotides long. RefSeq names its product putative translation factor pelota. The transcript has 3 exons. Gene Ontology annotation, cellular component: cytoplasm. The record is from RefSeq and is a predicted model, not a curated record. NCBI's taxonomy places the organism in Eukaryota, Fungi, Ascomycota, Eurotiomycetes, Eurotiales, Aspergillaceae. Gene Ontology annotation, biological process: ribosome disassembly; RNA surveillance; nuclear-transcribed mRNA catabolic process, non-stop decay. The coding region runs from base 1 to 1212 and encodes 403 amino acids.
AUGCGUCUCAUCAAGAACAAAAUCGAGCAAAAUGGCUCCGGGAUGGUCACUCUGUGUCCCGAGGAGCCCGAAGAUAUGUGGCACGCAUACAACCUAGUCCGACCAGGCGACGUCCUCCGUGCCAGCGCCAUUCGCCGUGUGACAACAACGCAAGAUACAGGCUCCACGAGCUCCGCGCGUGUACACCUCACGCUCGAAAUCCGCGUGAAGAACUUGGACUUUGACCCGCAAAGCUCGCAGCUGCACGUUUCGGGACAGAUCAUGAAUGAGACCGCGCACACGAAAAUCGGGCAAUUUCACACUCUGGACUUGGAGCUUAAUCGCAACUUUACAUUAGAGAAGGUGGUCGGCGCCAAUGGCGAGGGUGUUGGGUGGGAUAGUAUUGCGGUUGAGAUGCUCAAAGAUGCUGUGGAUGAGGGUGGUAAGCGGCGUGCCGAGGCCGUCGCUGUCGUCAUGCAGGAGGGAUUGGCGCAUAUCUGCUUUAUUGGGCAGUUCCAGACAAUAUUGAAGCAGAAGGUUGAGAUGUCUGUGCCGCGGAAACGGCAGGGUGGGGGCGAUCACGAUAAGGGGAUGAUCAAGUUCUACCGUGUGACAUUGGACACUCUUCUCCGACAGAUGGAAUUCAAUACCAGCAUCACAUCCGGCUCCAACAACGAAUCUGUACGGCCUGUUCUCCUUGCCUCCCCGGGAUUCGUUGCUGCCGGAUUCCAGAAAUACAUCCAAGCUGAAGCUACGUCAACUCCUGGUUUGAAGCGACUGCUUCCCAGUGUCGUGGUUGUACACUCGGCCUCUGGCUACCUAAACUCUCUGUCAGAGGUGCUCCAAUCCCCGGCAGUCAAAAACCUCUUGUCCGACACCAAGUACGCUCGCGAAACCAAGCUGAUGGAUGAUUUCUUGGAUCAGCUUCGAAAGGAGACUAACAAAGCGACCUACGGUCCACGCGAGGUUGAGUCUGCAGUUGACCAGGGUGCCGUUGGUCGCGGAGGCGGCAUUCUGAUCAUGUCCAACCGUCUAUUCCGAUCGCAAGAUAUCACUGAGCGAAAGCGCUGGGUAUCUCUUGUGGACCGUGUACGACAUGUUGAGGGCGGUGAAGUCCGCAUUCUUAGUUCCGACCAUGAGAGUGGGAAGCGUCUUGAUGGGCUGGGUGGUAUUGCCGCACUCUUAACAUUUCCCAUCGUUGAAGAGGACCUGGAUUCAGAAGAUGAAGCUUGA